AUGCCAAAUUCUCCGCGUCAGCUUAUUCAGAAGGGGAAUGUCGAAGCAGCACGCAGAGAGUUUAUCCGAAUACGCAGCGAUUUGCAUUCGCAUGAGGUUCAUGAAGAGUUUGGACUCAUGCGAGCGCAGAUCGAAUACGAGAUCACAAGAGAGAUUCCAUCAUACCGAGAGAUCUUCAAACUCUACCGGCAUCGUGUGCUAGUGUCAAUAUCCGUACAGGUGUUAACCAGCGUGACCGGUGUCAAUGUUAUUCAGUACUAUCAAACCUCUCUUUAUAAAUCUUUGGGUAUUAGUGCUCAGACGAUUCUCGCGCUCGCAGCGGUCUGGGGCACUUGUGCUUUCGUUUCGAACGCGAUUGCCAUUGUCUACCUACCUGACAGAUUGGGCCGUCGCAAGAUGUUACUUGCUGGAAUCAGCUGCGUCAUUAUAACGGAGAUCUAUGCUGCUGUAAUGCAGCGCGAAUUUCAGAACACCAACAAUCGCGUCGGCAAGGGGUUUGCCAUUUUGGGAAUCUAUCUGUUUGUUGUGUGUUAUUUUACUGAAGCUGGACCGAGCGCAUUCGCAAAUAUUCAUGAAAACUACUACUAUGUCUUCAUUGGCUGCUGCAUCAUCUACCUGGGAAUCAUCUACUUCUAUUAUCCGGAAACAAACCAGAAAACAUUGGAGGAGAUUGCUGCAGCAUUCGGCGACCAUGUCGUCGAGGUUGACGAGCAAGAGAUUGUCGCUGAAGGGGUCGCAAUGGAAUCCAAAGCUGUUCCUGUCCAUCUGGAAGACGCGCGCUCUGCCUAG
This is a messenger RNA of Phaeoacremonium minimum UCRPA7, 789 nucleotides long. RefSeq names its product putative mfs monosaccharide transporter protein. The record is from RefSeq and is a predicted model, not a curated record. Lineage: Eukaryota; Fungi; Ascomycota; Sordariomycetes; Togniniales; Togniniaceae. Gene Ontology annotation, molecular function: carbohydrate:proton symporter activity. The transcript is spliced from 7 exons. Gene Ontology annotation, cellular component: membrane. Gene Ontology annotation, biological process: carbohydrate transport; transmembrane transport. Bases 1 to 789 code for a protein of 262 amino acids.